Molecule: messenger RNA, 1524 nt
Organism: Anoplopoma fimbria (sablefish)
Lineage: Eukaryota; Metazoa; Chordata; Actinopteri; Perciformes; Anoplopomatidae
Product: gamma-aminobutyric acid receptor subunit beta-3-like
Exons: 10
Coding region: 1-1524 (507 amino acids)
Biological process (GO): nervous system process; signal transduction; chemical synaptic transmission
Cellular component (GO): synapse; GABA-A receptor complex; neuron projection
Molecular function (GO): GABA-A receptor activity; neurotransmitter receptor activity; extracellular ligand-gated monoatomic ion channel activity
Source: RefSeq, a predicted model, not a curated record
AUGUUUGCUCUGCACAGGGUCCGUCAAUUCCGCGUCUUGUCCGCGCUGGUUGUCGGUUCGAUUGUGUGCUGCGCGAAGAGCGUCAACGAACCGGGCAACAUGUCUUUCGUGAAGGAGACGGUGGAUAAACUGCUGAAGGGCUAUGACAUCCGACUGAGGCCGGACUUUGGAGGGGCCCCUGUUGCAGUCGGGAUGAGCAUAGACGUGGCCAGCAUAGACAUGGUGUCAGAAGUCAACAUGGACUACACGUUGACCAUGUAUUUCCAACAGUACUGGAGGGACAAGCGUCUAGCCUACAUAGGAAUCCCCCUCAACUUGACCCUGGAUAACAGGGUUGCCGACCAGCUCUGGGUCCCCGACACCUACUUCCUCAACGACAAGAAGUCUUUCGUCCACGGAGUCACCGUCAAGAACCGCAUGAUCCGCCUGCAUCCGGACGGAACCGUUCUCUAUGGCCUCAGGAUAACUACAACAGCAGCAUGUAUGAUGGAUCUCAGGAGGUAUCCCCUGGACGAGCAGAACUGCACUCUGGAGAUAGAGAGCUAUGGCUACACCACAGACGACAUCGAGUUCUACUGGAAAGGAGGCGGCUCGGCUGUAACCGGGGUGACGCGGAUCGAGUUGCCUCAGUUCUCCAUUGUCGAUUACAAGCUGGUGUCCAGAAACGUAGUCUUUUCCACAGGUGCCUACCCUCGACUGUCUCUGAGCUUCAAGCUAAAGAGGAACAUCGGCUACUUCAUCCUGCAGACGUACAUGCCAUCGAUCCUGAUUACCAUCCUCUCCUGGGUCUCCUUCUGGAUAAACUAUGACGCGUCAGCAGCCAGAGUGGCUCUAGGGAUCACCACGGUGCUGACCAUGACCACGAUCAACACCCACUUGAGGGAGACGCUGCCCAAGAUUCCGUACGUCAAGGCCAUUGACAUGUACUUGAUGGGCUGCUUUGUCAUGGUCUUCCUGGCCCUGCUGGAGUACGCCUUCGUCAACUACAUCUUCUUCGGGAGGGGCCCUCAGAUGCAAAAGAAGCUCGCCGAGAAGGCGGAGAAGGCCAACAACGAGAGGGCGGCCAAAUACGAUGCUGCGAGGGAGGCAGGUAGUAGGACCGCGUCCCUAAAGCGGUCCAAUCAGGUUAAAGGUCUUCGCCACUCACGCUCGGCGGAACCACACGGCCACGGGAACAUCCUGCUAACCACCCUGGAGAUCCACAAUGAGGUGGCGGGAGGCGAGAUCACCACCAGCCUGGCGGACAUUAGGAACUCUCAGUCCAUGGUGCAGUUGGACAGCACGGCCUCGUCGCACAUCCAGUACCGCAAGCAGAGCGGCGGGAUCGGCCCGCGCUCCGCCAGCCGGCACUCCCUGGACCGCGCCGCCCAGAUCAAGCGCAGCCGCCUGCGGAGGCGGUCCUCGCAGCUCAAAAUCAAAAUCCCAGACCUGACGGAUGUGAACGCCAUCGACCGCUGGUCACGGAUCAUCUUCCCUUCCGUUUUCUCACUGUUCAACCUCAUCUACUGGCUCUACUAUGUCUGA